This is a messenger RNA of Phyllotreta striolata, 533 nucleotides long. Lineage: Eukaryota; Metazoa; Arthropoda; Insecta; Coleoptera; Chrysomelidae. The record is from the annotation of a GenBank genome assembly.
UAUUUAUUGAAAUAUCCGAUUUUUUUUACAUCAUACAAAUCCCAACUAGUAAUGACAGCCGGUUUGGGGCAGUAACCAAAACCUUUUUUUUUUUCUCUUUGAUGUAAGAACGGUCGGACUCUAACUACAAGAGACCCGUCGUCGUUAUUCGCCGUAACAAUUCCGCUAUUUUUCUCCUUCGGAAUUUAUCCCGAAAGGGAAUCCUCGAAAAACCCUCCCAUAAAAUGUUCAAACUCGAUAUUUCACACGAUCUCUCCUGUCUUCUGUCGGCGAACUUUAUGAAAAUGCGUUUUAACAUCAAAGGGAUGCUAAACUCGACCGAUCCGGAGAGGAACAUCGCGUCGCAGAGAGCAAUUUGUGAAUGCAGAUUCGACGUGGAUUCGUCGGGGCUCUUCUUGUGCGUGCUUUAUGCGAAUUAGGCGGCUCGAAACGUGUCCUUAUCAACCGGCAAGGAUCGAUGAAUCCCUCGCCAUCAACUAAUUAACUUUCGAAUAAUUUCUAGUAGCUAGUAAAUACUUCCAACAACGGAUUUA